This is a messenger RNA of Colletotrichum destructivum, 3080 nucleotides long. RefSeq names its product Putative electron transfer flavoprotein-ubiquinone oxidoreductase. Bases 436 to 2397 code for a protein of 653 amino acids. The record is from RefSeq and is a predicted model, not a curated record. Gene Ontology annotation, cellular component: mitochondrial inner membrane. Lineage: Eukaryota; Fungi; Ascomycota; Sordariomycetes; Glomerellales; Glomerellaceae. The transcript has 3 exons. Gene Ontology annotation, molecular function: electron-transferring-flavoprotein dehydrogenase activity; iron-sulfur cluster binding. Gene Ontology annotation, biological process: electron transport chain.
GGCCCGCCCAAGCUUUAGAGAAAGAGAGUCAGAAGUCGCCCAGCAUCUUGCCCACCCCUCGCUCGCAUUACGUAUUAGAGUACAGAGUAAGUACUGAGGCAAAGAGACAGAGAGGGACGACGAGCUCUCGCCAGGAACCUCAAGUCCCUGGUCCAAGUACCCGCCGCCUUUUUUCUUCUUCUUUUUUUCACCCUUCACGACCUCAAUCCCAACUUCCCUCUUCCCCUCUCUCUCCAAUUGACGAACCGCAAAGGUACCAGACGGACAGAGCAGAGUACAAUCAUCAAUUGCGCCUGCGUCCCUCAUUAGCUUCUCGACUUACGCGCUCAAGGGCGGCGGCAACGAGUCCGGUCUUCGAAGGGAGGAUAACUACUACCGAACGACAGAGACAGACACGCCACCUCCCACAUUACACAAAUCGUCUUCGCAGCCAAGAUGAGUAGCUCGGCCUCGCCCCUCGCGAGGAAUCUCCAGCGCAGCACGCGCAACCUCUCGACAUGCCGUUUCGGUCUUACACGGGCGGCGAAGGCCGGCCUCUCCACCGUCGCGAGAGCAAGCAUCACAACCACCACUAGAGCUGCUGCGAGCAGGCUACCGUCGACACGGAGGGACGCUCCUGCCGUCACGGCCUUCAGGCCGCUGGGCGCGCGCACAUUCACAACGAGCAGGACACAGCAGAGCGACGAGGACGAGAAGUUCGACCCGGCAACCAUUGAGCGUGAAUCCGACGAAGUUGAUGUUGUCAUUGUGGGCGGCGGCCCCGCCGGACUCAGCGCUGCGAUCCGGCUAAAACAGCUCGCCAACGAGGCCGGCAAUGAAGAAUUCCGCGUCCUCCUCCUCGAAAAAGCAGGUGAGAUGGGCGCCCAUAUCCUCUCGGGCGCCGUCAUCCAGCCCACCGCCAUCGACGAGCUGAUUCCGGACUGGCUCUCCGAGGAUAACCCGGACCGCUUCGAGUACGCCACCCCGGCCGGCGGCGACCGCAUGCGCUUCCUCACAAAGACAUCGUCAAUUCCGCUGCCGACUCCGCCGCAGAUGCACAACGAGGGCAACUACAUUGUUUCGCUGAACCAGUUCACCAAGUGGCUUGGCGACCGUGCCGAAGAGCUCGGCGUCGAGGUGUACCCGGGGUUCGCCGCCUCCGAGGUGCUCUAUAACGAGGUCGACGGCAGCGUUAAGGGUGUCGCGACCAACGACCUCGGCGUAGGCCGCGACGGCAAACCCAAGGAGACGUUCGAGCGCGGCAUGGCGUUCCACGCGCGCUGCACGCUCUUCGCAGAGGGGUGUCACGGCAGCUUGAGCAAGCAGGUCAUCAAGAAGUUCGAUCUGCGCCGUGACAGCCAGCACCAGACAUACGCGCUCGGCAUCAAGGAGGUCUGGGAGGUGCAGCCCGAAAAGUUCCAAAAGGGCUCUAUCACGCAUUCGAUGGGCUACCCACUCUCAAAAGAUCUCUACGGUGGCGGCUGGAUGUACCACUUCGGCGACAACCUCGUCAGCAUCGGCUUAGUCGUCGCCCUCGACUAUGAGAACCCCUGGGUCUCGCCUUACGGCGAGUUCCAGAAGAUGAAGCACCACCCGAUGUACAAGGAGGUCAUCGAGGGCGGCAAGUGCCUGACGUACGGCGCGCGCGCCCUUAUUGAGGGAGGAUUCCAGUCGAUACCGAAAUGCGCGUUUCCUGGUGGUGCCCUCAUCGGUGACUCGGCCGGCUUCGUGAACCUGCCCAAGAUCAAGGGCACCCACAACGCCAUGAAGUCGGGCAUGCUCGCCGCCGAGGCCGCCUUCACGGCGCUGUCGUCCGAGACCGUCGGCGAGGGCGAGGAGCGGGGCACCGUGUUCCUGUACGACUACGAGGACAAGCUCCGCGAGUCGCCCAUCUGGAAGGAGCUGAAGGAGGUGCGCAACUUCCGCCCUUCCUUCCACACGCCGCUGGGCCUGUACGGUGGCAUUGCCUACUCCGGGCUCGAGGCGUACGUCCUCAAGGGCCGUGUCCCGUGGACGCUGAAGCACAAGACUCCGGACCAUGCAGCCACGAAAUCGGCCGACAAGUACCCCAAGAUCGAGUACGAAAAGCCGGACGGCAAGAUCUCGUUCGACAUCCUCACGAGCGUUAGCCGCACGGGCACGAACCACGAGGAGGACCAGCCGGUGCACCUGCAGGUCAAGGACUGGGAGAAGCACGCGGCCGAGACGUGGCCCAAGUUCAAGGGCGUCGAGAACCGAUUUUGCCCGGCGGGCGUGUACGAGUAUGUCGAGGACGACACCAAGGAGCUCGGUGUGCGAUUCCAGAUCAACGCGCAAAACUGCAUCCAUUGCAAAACGUGCGACAUCAAGGCGCCGCACCAGGAUAUCAACUGGCAGGUGCCCCAGGGCGGCGAGGGUCCCAAGUACUACAUGUCUUGAGAUGGAGGAAUCUCAACUCCGUCAAGGUCAUGGAAGAACCACACUUUUCGGGGAGGCUGGCGCUUGGGGGAAUAUCCAUUUGUUUGUUUUCGUCUGUUUGCUAUCAACAUGGAGGCGCGUAUCACAUCGGACAGAAUGGGGAAAAGAAGAAGAAAAGGAACCAUGCGACGUCUGUACAGUAUGCCAGAAGAGGAGGGCGAGAGGAGAGUUAAUGGCAUAGGACAAACAGAGGAGACAAGAAUAGGACAUGUGCUUAGAACAUCUGGGGGCCCGCAAUGUCCCAACCGUAUCCUCCUCUCCAAGUUCAUGGGGCCCAGCACGUGUACUUUGUGCGUAUGGAAGGCGCAAAGGAGAAUUAAAGCAGGUUGUUUGAGACACUGAGCGUAAUUUCCGGGCAGUGCAAAAUUGUGAGCCAAAAGAAAAUGGAGGGUGGUGGUUGGUGGCCAAAUGUACGCAGCGAUCCCCUUCCUUUCAGGGGGAAGACACACAACGAUUCUGUCAGUGGCAUAUCAGACGAAGAAAGGGAAGAAACGGCCCCGCCACUUUCUCAACUUCGUGUGUGCAUGAGCGGAAGAGUUCUGGAAAACGGUCGAAGUCAAGGGGUCCCAACUCCGGCGACGUCGUUCGGCUUGUGAUGGAUGGAUGGAUGGAUGGAUGGAUGGAUGGAUGGAUGGAUGGAUGGA